Lotus japonicus is the source of this 2661-nucleotide messenger RNA. RefSeq lists its product as uncharacterized. The transcript is spliced from 2 exons. The record is from RefSeq and is a predicted model, not a curated record. Bases 666 to 2483 code for a protein of 605 amino acids. NCBI's taxonomy places the organism in Eukaryota, Viridiplantae, Streptophyta, Magnoliopsida, Fabales, Fabaceae.
UCAACACAAAAGAACGGAUGUAAGUGGUAGUGUAUGAGGACAAGUGCCCUCACUUGAUUUUGGAAAAAAUCAUUAGAAAAAAAAUUUAAGUAGUAAAAAUUUGUGUUUUUGAUUGUCCCUUUGAUAAAAAAAAUCACUUGUGUCUCACAUUACUAAAUGCUCUCACUUGUGUCUCAUAUUGCUAAGGGAUAACUAUCAUAUUAGUCCCUGUCUUUGUCUCACCGUCUGAGGUAAGUCCCUCCCCGGAAAAUUUAUUGUCUAAAGUCCUCGUGUUUGAAAAACGUAUGGAGCAGAUCCUUGCCGGAGGGCGGAGCUCCGGCGAGUGUCUCAAUGGCAUGCUGACUGGAUUAAUGAGCAUGACGUGGAAUUAAAAAAAAAUUAAAAAUUAAAAAAAAUUACAACUCAGAUUAUUAAACCUAAUUAACAUAUUCCUAAUUAAAACCCUAACUUAAUUAAUCAAAACAAAUUUCCCCCCCAAACUUAACCCAAUUCACAUCAAUUAAACCCAAACCCAAAAUCCCCAAUCCCCUAUCCAGAACUUAACCUAAACCCCGUUCUUCCUCUACCAUCGACUUCUCCGCCUCAACCUUGUCUUCCACUGUCGUGUUCUCUGUCGUGUUCCACCGUGUUGUUCGCCGCUCGUGAGGGACCAUCAUCUUCAAAGGAUGGUGUUCAAAUUGAUGGUGCGACAUGGGGGUUGGUUUGGAACUUCUCCAUACUGGCAUUACUUUGGUGGUGCAAAAAGUGUGUUCCAGAAUCUUGACGAGGCUAAUUGGUCCUUCUCUGACACUGUACAAAUUGUCAAAGGACUAGGCUACAAGGAGUUUGAUCUAAUGUGGGUUACUCCUGAGGAUGCUACUAAUCAUGUUUUCAGGAACUACAAAACAGAUGGGGAUGCUCUAGAAUUGGCUAAGUAUGCAGUUUCAAAUGACCGGCAUGAAGCUCUGAUUUUUGUGGACAAUCUCUCUAAAGACAUUCCCCCUUUGCGUGCACCCACUGUACCUACUGUUGUUAAGGAAAAGAAGAAACCUGGAAGCAAGGCUGCCAAACAAGUAAAGAGUGUGAGAAAGUCAAGUAGGUUGCAAGCUGUGGUGAGGAAGGGAAUAAAUCAGGGGCCUCCUGUAAUUGUAGAAUUAUCUGAUGAUGAAGCUGAGAUGAAUGCAUCACAAUUAUCUGAUGUUGUGGCCCCUGAAGCUGUCUUCCCUGAUGUUAUGGUAACAGAUAAUGUCCUCCCUGAUGUUGUGGUAAAUGAUACUGACCUCCCUGAUGUUGUGGUAAAUGAUACUAUCCUCCCUGAUGAUAUGGCUGUUGAUGGUAACCAGGAACAUGAAAAUUAUGAGUCUGAUGUUUCUGAACAAGUUGAUAGGCUCCAUGAUAGUGACGAAGAAAGGGAUUUUGAGCAUGUUGAGUUAGUUACAAACCCAAGAUUUGCUGAGGCUGAGUCCCUAUUGAAUGAGCACAUUGCCCAGAUGCUUCAACAAAGUGGUGGCAAUGGGGAUAAUGGUGAUGAGACAGAUUUAGAUGGAGGCUAUGAGAGUGAGGACCUUCACAGUGUCCCUACUGAUAGUGAUCAAGAAGACAUUCCCAGGAGAAAGUUUGAAAGAUUCCGUGAGGAAGACAUGGGCUCAGAUUUCAAAUUUAAACUAGGUAUGGACUUCAUAUCACUUGCACAGUUUAAAGAUGCUCUGACUCAGUAUUGUGUGGAAAAUAAUAGAGAAUAUAAAUACAAGAAGAAUGAUAGCAAGAGAUGUAGGAUUGUUUGCAGGAGCGAUGACAGUCCAUUUCUGAUCUUAUGUAGCAAGGUUGGAAACAAAGAGACUUAUAGAAUCAAAACUCUUAGGGGAGAGCACACAUGUGCUAGAGUUUUUGAUAAUAAGUCUGCCAGUGUUAGAUUUGUGACAAAAAAAUUGUUGAACAAGGUGAGGACUGUUAAUAAAAUUAGCACAAAUGAGAUUGUUGAUGACUUUAGGGUAAACCUUGGGAUUGGAAUUACCAGGUACAGAGCUUGGAAGGGUAAGCAAUUGGCAACUGAAGAGGUGGAUGGAGCUACUGCAAUGCAGUAUACUUUGCUGUGGAGAUUCAGCAAUGAGUUGAGAAGAAGGAAUGCAGGUAACACAUGCAAAAUGAGCUUUGAAACACCAAGAGCUAGCUUGCAUCCAAGGUUUAGUAGAUAUUAUAUGUGCUUGGAAGGGUGUAAGAGAGGGUUCCUCAAUGGAUGUAGGCCAUUUAUUGGCUUGGAUGGAUGCCAUCUGAAAACUAAACAUGGAGGGAUCCUUUUGUCAGCUGUAGCUCGUGAUGCAAAUGAGGAAUACUUCCCCCUUGCUUUUGCUAUGGUUGAAAGUGAAAACAAGGACAGUUGGAGGUGGUUUUUGGAGCUAUUGAUGGAUGACAUUGAUCCUUCAAGGUCUCGUAGAUGGGUCUUUAUCUCAGACCAACAAAAGGUAAGUAUAUAUCAUCUUUCUCCUAAAUUCGUUACAAUCUAAUGGUGAAUAUUGUAAUUGCAAAUGAUUGUGUUAUGUUAUCAUGACAGGGUUUGAUGGAAGUCUUUAAAGAGGAGAUGAUGCAAGGUAUGGAUCAUAGGCUGUGUGUGAGGCAUUUGUAUGCAAAUUUAAAGACCAAGUUUGGUGGUGGAGUGCUUUUAAGGAACUUAAUGAUGGCAGC